AUGUCUGAUAACGAACAGUGUGAUAAACUUGAAAAGUAUAAGAAAAACAGAACUGUUUUGAGAGGAUCUUGUACUAGAUUAAGUAAUCAAAUUGAUAGCUGUUUGAAGAGUGAAAAUCUAGAUUUCGAUACUUUAGAAGAAAACAUUGAUCAGCUGAACAUUAAAUAUGAAUCUUUAAUGAAGAUUGACGAUAAAAGUGAACCGUUGGUAAAAGCUGAAGAGUAUGAUUCCGAAGUGUCUUCUGUUUAUGAAUAUCGUGAUAAAAUUACUUUGAUGCUUUUUCGCGGUCGUAAAAAGUUAAAAGAUAACGAAAAGAGAAGUACAUCUUUUAGUAAUGAUAGUAGUAAUAUUUCAGAACGAUCUUCGCUUUCUCAUUCCAAAUCAGAACCUGUUUCUGAAAAUAAAUUUGUCAAACUACCUAAACUUACUAUUCCGAAAUAUUUUGGUCAAAUUACUCAGUAUUUAGAUUUUUGGAAUACUUUUAAAGCUUCGAUUCAUAAAAAUCCUGGUCUUUCAAAAAUUCAGAAAUUUAAUUAUCUUCGAAGUUAUUUAGGUGGACCAGCCGCUAUGGCAAUAGAAGGAUUUGAGAUUACCGAUGACAAUUAUGACGCAGCGUUGAAAAUUCUCGAGGAGCGUUUUGGAUCGAAAGAUCUUAUAAUUCAAGAACAUUUUGACAAACUGUUAAAUUUGACUCCUGUGUAUAAAUUGAAUGACAUUUCCAAAUUAAGAAAAAUGCAUAAUGAAAUAGAAACAAAUGUAAGAAGUCUAUCAUCUUUGGGAAUUAAAGCGGAAACGUAUAGUCCAAUGCUUACCGCAGUUAUACUUAAAAAUAUUCCUAGUGUUCUGACUUUGGAAUUUAAUCGGAAAAAUGUGAAUAAUUCGAAUACUGAUAUUUUUGAAUUGCUAUAUUUCAUUCAAACUGAAAUCAAAGUUCGAGAGCGUAGUUUUUUUCAUCAUAAUAGCGGAUUUAAAGAACCAGAUUGCUCUGAAAAUAAACCCUAUUGGAAGAACCCGAAGUCAGUUCCCUCCACACAUGAAUUUGUCGCAGUUGCAGAAGAAAAAUCGAAACCGAAUAAUAAAUCUAAUGAAGAAUCUUUUGUGGACGAUGGGACAGAUAAUGUAAUUUCUGCUGUAUCGCAUAUGGGAAAUAAAAAUAGGACUCUUUUGCAAACGAGCUAUGUGUUAGCAAAAAAUGGAAUCUUAGAUUCCAACUGUGGUACGCGGGUUUUACUGGACUGUGGUUCGAUGCGUAGCUUUACCACGCAAAACAUAGCUAAUAAAUUAAAAUGCCAAGUACUGAGGAAAGAAAAAUUAUCUGUGUACACAUUUGGAAGUAAAAUCCCGAUCGAGAAACAGUAUGAUGUCAUCAAACUUACGUUAAUCAACAGAAACUCCCCCGACUUAAAAAUAGAAAUUGAAGCGUUGGUUACAAACGAAAUAUCUGGAUCAAAUAUUCCCCCUCCCAAAGUUGAAGACUUUAAGGGUAUGAAACGGCUAAAAAAUAUGACACUCGCGGAUUUUCCAGAGAGUAAAGAGCCCAUCACAAUUUUAAUUAUUGCUGAUUAUUAUUAUAACGUUGUCACGGGAAAUAUAAAGCAUUUGAGCAAAUCACUAGUUGCAGUUGAAACAAUUUUUGGCUGGUGUUUGCAAGGGAAAAAGAGUGAAAAUAACAUUUCUUUAAUGAUGAACGUAGUCGUCAAAGAUAGCGUGAUUUCAGAGCAAAAUCAGAAGUUUUGGGACUUGGAGACUUCAGGUCUUGUUGAUUCGAAGCAAGAUACUGAUAAACCUUUUAGAAUUUUGUUGGAUUUAACGGAGUUGCAUGUCGAAGGGUUUAAAUAUGUUUGGAUUAAUGCAUCGCCUCGUGAAAUGAAAACAAUAUCCGACUUAAAAUCUGAUUUAUUAAAAAAACUGAAUUUGAAAAGACAUGAUAUUAAGCUGUUCGUCCGAGAUGGCUUACUUCUGGAUGAAUAA
Uloborus diversus is the source of this 1971-nucleotide messenger RNA. RefSeq lists its product as uncharacterized. Lineage: Eukaryota; Metazoa; Arthropoda; Arachnida; Araneae; Uloboridae. The transcript is spliced from 2 exons. The coding region runs from base 1 to 1971 and encodes 656 amino acids. The record is from RefSeq and is a predicted model, not a curated record.